CAAGAGGGCGUGACAUUUGUCAACAUUAGCUUCACUUUUGAUCAUGGUUUGUUUGUGUUAGGGUUUAUCGGUCUUUUAAGUCGUUUAAUAAACUCUGUAAAAAAUAUAAAGCAUCGACAUAAUGCCUGGACACAUGGAGGGACCCGUUAGGCCUCCCAGAGCCGUUAAAUCACCUAAAGAAUCGACUGGUCUUUUGAUGUCUGUAAUUCGGACACUGACAGCUAGUCAAAAUAAUACUGAGAGAGAUCAAGAGAAAGCAAAACUUCAAAAAGAAUUCAAACGAAGUGAUCAAAGAUUAGAAGAUCUCGUUGCAGCUCAUCAUGAAGAUCUUUCAACAGCAAUGCAGGCAUUUACCAAUAUUUCUAAAAGAGUUACAACUUCAAGAGAGAAGAUUACAGCAGUAAAAGAGAAGUUAACUACUUGCAAAAUGCUGCUUCAUUGUAAGAGAGAUGAAUUACGAAAAUUAUGGCUUGAAUCUGUAGAGCAUAAGCACAUUCUAUCAAUGUUAGAUGAAAUGUAUUCAUCAAAUUCACAACAUGGAGAGUUGCUGUUAUAUGAAAUGCCUGACAUAUGGUCCAAAGUUCAGACAGUGUUAGAGAUUCUUGCUGGACAGUAUCUUGACAUUCAAAAUACUACUACAAACAGACAGCAGGCUCCUCCAGCAUUUUCUGAAGUUACUGCUGCAAGCGAUAUUUCUUCAUUUUAUGCAAAGAAAAGAAGUGUUAAACCAAAAACAUUUUCUCUUUUUAGAUUUGAUAGUUCUUCACAUGCUAUAAGUAUGAAUACUUAUCUUCAAGAACAAAAGGAAGCAAUGAAAGAGAAGGGAGAAAUGCAGGAUAUGAUUGAUGUUGGUCAACAGUUUGUUUGUCAACCUUCAACUACAAAUAUUACUACAAUAUUCAGGCCCCUUAUGAAAUUCAUUGGUGAAAUUGAACAAGCUUUAGCUCUUGAACCUGGAAACCAUUGUCCUUUACAUGCAUUUUUGACACAGUGUGUGAAUGUAUUUCUUGGACAAGUAAGUGGAGUUGUAGAUGUGAUGGUUGAUAAUGCUACAAAAAGUUUGGACACAUGGAAACCAGUAAAUGAUCCUGAAUUAUUAAAGCCACUAGGAACAACAAGACCAUUAUUACAGAGUACAGUGAAUUUAGAUAAAAGUUUACAAGAAUUACAAGAAUUAAUGUAUGCUAUUCCCCAAUAUGCAGAAGAUUUUCUUAAUUUAAUAUGCAAUAUUUUGAAAAAUUACAAAGAAACUUGUCAAGCUGCAUAUAGAGGUGUUGUCCAACCAGAAUCAGAAGAUAAGAGAAUUAUAAGUGCUACAUGGGCAAAAGAUGAUGAUAUUAGUCGUUUUCUUAGACAUUUGCCUAAUUGGAUAAAUCUACAACAUUUAAAAGAGAAUUGUGAACUGCCUGAUGUUGAAGAAUCACCCGAAGAAAUAAGACUGAGAAAUAAACAAGAGUCUGAAAUCUUGACUGGAAAUUUGACUGGAGAAACAUUAAUUCCACAUCAUGAAAUUUUAUCUGACCUCAAUCAACUCCGGAUAUUAGCCCUAUUACAAGAAAGUUUAGAAUGGUUUGGAUCAAGAAUAUUAACAUUUGCUAACAAUCUUCCUACUCAUCAACAACAGCAAAUGUUAGCAUCUCCUCAAGCUAAAAUAACGGAUCUUUCACCAUUAAAUGAAAAUACAGUGAAAUCUUUGAUACAGUUGGCAAAAGAAUUUGAAGAUCUAGCUGAUACAUGCUUACUGGUUUUACAUUUGGAAGUCAGAGUGCAUUGCUUCUACUUCUUGUUACCAGUGGCAAUGCAGAGUUCAUUCUCAAGUGGUAUAGACAGUCAAGAACCUGAUCCAGAAGUGACCAAACUAAAUAAAGACCUGUCCAACAUUGAUGAAGCAAUGACUGCCAGUCUUCAGCCACGAAAAUUAAAGUAUAUUUUUGAAGGUCUCGGACAUUUAGUUGCUUCCAUCUUAAUAAAUAGUACUGUUAGUAUCAAAAGAAUUAAUGAAAAUGGAGUUAAAAAAAUGUGCCGCAACAUAUUUGCCAUUCAGCAAAAUCUNAAAAGCAUAACAAUGAGUCGCGAAGUGGCUCUAGACCACGCUCGCCAGUAUUUUGAACUGUUUUAUCAUUCUCCGGAGGAAAUUUUGAAUUCCAUUCUAGAACGUGGCCCGCAGUUUCAAGAACUGGAAUACAAGAAUGCGUUGCAGUUAUUACACAAUAGUCAGCCGGGAAGCGACGCGGAAUCUUUAAAAUCCGAUCUAGAAAGACUGCAGGAUAUUCUCGAUAAAGUCGCCGUUACAGUAUAAUCUACAUUGUACAUAUUAUGUGGGAUAUCUUUAAAUUAAUUAUAAUAAUUAAAUUAAACCAGACAUAAGCUUAUGUUUAAUUAUAGCUGUUCUUGAAUUAUAUAAUAAUCAGUAAUUUUGUAAUU
Centruroides sculpturatus (bark scorpion) is the source of this 2424-nucleotide messenger RNA. It is a transcript of the gene Sec8, whose product is annotated as exocyst complex component 4-like. The transcript is spliced from 23 exons. The record is from RefSeq and is a predicted model, not a curated record. Gene Ontology annotation, cellular component: growth cone membrane; exocyst; synapse. Lineage: Eukaryota; Metazoa; Arthropoda; Arachnida; Scorpiones; Buthidae. Gene Ontology annotation, biological process: chemical synaptic transmission; exocytosis; Golgi to plasma membrane transport. Bases 122 to 2299 code for a protein of 725 amino acids.